Molecule: messenger RNA, 2589 nt
Organism: Planococcus citri (citrus mealybug)
Lineage: Eukaryota; Metazoa; Arthropoda; Insecta; Hemiptera; Pseudococcidae
Product: ABC transporter G family member 23-like
Exons: 15
Coding region: 332-2401 (689 amino acids)
Cellular component (GO): membrane
Molecular function (GO): ABC-type transporter activity; ATP binding; ATP hydrolysis activity
Source: RefSeq, a predicted model, not a curated record
AUACUAUUAUUCCGCGCAUUGGAUUAUUUUUAUUACGCUACACAAUCAGUCGAUGGACUCGCGAACAUGUUUUCGUUGGGUUGAGCGCGUGUACGAGUACACAACGUGUCGUCCAAGUGCGUUUUUUGGUCUUCGAAAUUGAGCUAAUUUUAUUCGUCGAGCUGCGCGUUUUGUGCUCCUCUCUAUUUUAAUUUUUUUUAUUGUUUCAAUAACGAUCGACUACAUGUAAUUUUGAACGGAGAUGUGAAGUUUCGCGAGCAAGUGAAGUGAAUUGUGAACUUAUUAUUACCAGCUUUGAUAAAGGACCAGAUUCUUUGAAAACGAAGCAGAAAUGCCUACCAACGAAAUGGAGGAGAUAGAAAUCAGCACAAUAUCUGGUAAACCGGACAACGCCGUUGCUGUUAGAAAUGCCUACAAGAGAUACACAUCCACCAAUGUCAUCUUGGACGGGUUAAAUAUGACAGUAGGCGAAGGAACAAUAUACGGUUUACUAGGUCCGAGUGGUUGUGGCAAAACUACAUUACUCAACUGUAUCGUCGGUCGAACCGAAUUGGAUGCUGGAAAUAUUCAAUUAAAAGUUAAAAAACGAUCCGAAGUCGGAUAUAUGCCACAAUUUCUGAAUUUACACGAUCAAAUGACCAUCUUCGAGAACUUCUUUUUUUACGGAUAUCUUUACGGUAUGGACUCGGAAAACAUUAAAGCACGUGCCAUAGAUCUCAUUGCAUUUUUAGAUCUUCCUUCCGGACAUCGUUUCGUGAAAACGUUGAGUGGUGGUCAACAACGAAGAGUUUCAAUAGCUAUAGCAUUUAUUCACGAUCCCAAACUAUUGAUAUUGGACGAACCUACCGUAGGAUUAGAUCCAGUUCUCAGUCAAAGUAUUUGGGAACGUUUACUAGAAAUGACAACAAAGGGAAAAACGAUAAUAAUUACCACUCAUUAUAUACAAGAAGCUAGACAAGCUCAUACGAUAGGUUUAAUGCGAAGCGGUAUCCUGUUAGCCGAAGAACCACCGAACCAUUUGAUAGAAAAAUUCGGUUGUAAUGAUUUAGAAGAAGCAUUUUUAGCUUUGAGUCAUAAACAAGAAAGCGCACCCAAAGAUCCAACGAUAAAUUAUCCUAAAAUAAAUCAACACGUUAAAGCUUAUUUCGAAGACGACUCGAAGACAUUUUCAAAUAAGACUUUUAGAGGAAUUAUGUAUAAGAAUUUAACUCUCCUGAAACGAGAAUAUAUAUUUAUGUUAUUCGUUGUGAUAUUACCAAUAGUGCAGACUUACCUAUUUAACGUGGCCAUCGGUCGUAAACCUCGAAAUUUAAAUAUAGCCGUAGUAAAUGAGGAAAUUUCCAGUUGCCAAUACUCCGCAUCUUACAGCGGCUGCUUCUUAGACGAAAAGCAAAACGUGUCCUUGAGCUGUUUAUACUUAGAAUUUCUUAAAAAUGAUUCUUAUAAUUUUGUGCAAUACGAUGACGAUGAUAUCGCUUUGAACGAUGUUAGAAAGAAUAAAGUUUGGGGAUUGUUGCAUUUUCAAAACAAUUACACCAAAUCUUUAGCUAACAGAGUCACCGAAGGUACGAGAGUAUCGCCGGAAGAUGUUACCAGCAGUUUAAUGAACACGUGGGUUGAUUUAUCGAAUCAAUAUAUUGGUAAUUUCAUCCGAUACGAUAUCGUUCGUUCGAUGUUCUCGUUCUUGAGACAAGCGUUGGUGAACUGCGGCGAAAAUCCCAAACUUGGUGCUUUACCACUUUCGUUUGAACAACCAGUGUUCGGAUCUUUCGAUGAAAACUUCAUCAGUUAUGCGUCAACUGCCAUAUUAUGUUUAUGUUGCUUUUUCUUCCCCUCGAUCUUGACCGGAGGUCUUAUUUUGACUGAAAAAUUAGGAGGAAUGAUUGAAAGAAUGAUGGUGGCAGGAGUAACGAUGAUCGAGAUGAUGGCUUCGGUCAUGGUAAUUCAAGUUUUUGUACACAUAAUACAAACAACUCUAGUCAUGAUAGUCAUGUAUUGGGUAUUUGAUAAUCCAUUCGAAGGAAGUCUAACUACACUCUCUAUACUGAUGAUGGUGACUGGUUUCGCCGGAAUGUUCUUCGGUUUUAUGUUAGCUGUGAUAAAUAGCGAAAUGGCAAUAACCGCGUAUUCGGGAAUUUGCACAAAUAUCGUGUUAUGUUUCACAUCUGGUUUGGUAUGGCCUAUUGAAGCUGAGCACUGGUUAUUGCGAUCGGUUAGUUGGGUAUUUCCGUUGACCUGGACGGUGGACGCUGCGAGAGGAAUUUGCUCAAAGAAUUUUGCAUUUCUACAUCCAGUGGUUUUGAAAGGAUUCGCUUCCACUAUCGUGUGGAAUUUCAUAUUCGUGUAUAUCAUUUAUUUCUUUAUUAAGUAUAAGAAAGAUGUAUGGGUUGCUAAGAAGUAAAUAAUGCGACUAUGAAGUAUCUAGUGUUCUGUGUACAUAAUAUAUAAUUUUGUAGAUGUUCAAAAGCGAAGCGAAACACUUCUUUUGUAAACAUUUGUUAUUUAUUGUGUGGUGUUUCUUUUGUAUAAUAAGAUUUUAAACUCAGGAUAAGUGAAGAACUUUGAUGUAAAUAUAUCGUGUAAACUCGA